UGGAGCACGCUCGGGAACUCCGCCGCGAUGCUGGCCCGCGCCCUGGUGCUCUGCGCCGCCCUGGCGGUCGUCCGCGCAGCAAAUCCUUGCUGUUCCCACCCAUGUCAAAACCAAGGUAUUUGUAUGAGCACAGGAUUUGACCAGUAUAAGUGUGACUGUACCCGAACAGGAUUCUACGGCGAAAACUGCUCAACACCGGAAUUUCUGACAAGAAUAAAAUUAUACCUGAAACCCACUCCAAAUACAGUACACUACAUACUUACCCACUUCAAGGGAGUCUGGAACAUUGUCAAUAACAUCCCCUUCCUGCGAAAUACAAUUAUGAAAUAUGUGUUGACAUCCCGGUCACAUUUGAUUGAGAGUCCACCAACUUAUAAUGUGAACUACGGCUAUAAAAGCUGGGAAGCCUUUUCUAACCUCUCCUAUUAUACCAGAGCUCUUCCCCCUGUACCUGAUGACUGUCCAACACCCAUGGGUGUGAAAGGCAAGAAAGAGCUUCCUGAUUCAAAAGAGAUUGUGGAAAAGUUUCUUCUGCGAAGAAAGUUCAUUCCUGAUCCCCAAGGCACCAAUAUGAUGUUUGCAUUCUUUGCCCAGCACUUUACCCAUCAAUUUUUCAAGACAGAUCAUAAGCGAGGACCAGCUUUCACCAAAGGAUUGGGCCAUGGGGUGGACUUAAAUCAUGUUUAUGGGGAAACUUUGGAUAGACAACAUAAACUGCGCCUUUUCAAGGAUGGAAAAAUGAAAUAUCAGGUAAUUGAUGGAGAGGUGUAUCCUCCUACCGUCAAAGAUACUCAGGUCGAGAUGAUCUACCCACCUCAUGUUCCUGAACACCUGCAGUUUGCUGUGGGCCAGGAGGUCUUUGGUCUGGUGCCUGGUCUGAUGAUGUAUGCCACCAUUUGGCUGCGGGAGCAUAACAGAGUGUGUGAUGUGCUUAAACAGGAGCACCCAGAAUGGGAUGAUGAGCGGUUAUUCCAGACGAGCAGGCUAAUACUGAUAGGAGAAACCAUUAAGAUUGUGAUUGAAGACUAUGUACAACACUUGAGUGGCUAUCACUUCAAGCUGAAGUUUGACCCAGAGCUGCUUUUCAACCAACAAUUCCAGUACCAAAACCGCAUUGCUGCUGAGUUUAACACACUCUACCACUGGCAUCCCCUCCUGCCUGACACCUUGCAAAUAGAUGACCAGGAGUACAAUUUCCAACAGUUUAUCUACAACAACUCUAUAUUAUUGGAACAUGGCCUUACCCAGUUUGUGGAAUCAUUCAGCAGGCAAAUUGCUGGCAGGGUUGCCGGUGGCAGGAAUGUUCCAGCUGCAGUACAACAAGUAGCAAAAGCUUCGAUUGACCAGAGCAGACAGAUGAAAUACCAGUCUCUUAAUGAGUAUCGCAAACGCUUUAGGCUGAAGCCCUAUACAUCAUUCGAAGAACUUACAGGAGAGAAGGAAAUGGCUGCGGGGUUGGAGGCCCUUUAUGGUGAUAUUGAUGCCAUGGAGCUGUAUCCUGCCCUCUUGGUAGAAAAGCCUCGUCCAGAUGCCAUCUUUGGUGAGACCAUGGUAGAAAUGGGAGCACCAUUCUCCUUGAAAGGACUUAUGGGUAAUCCCAUCUGUUCACCUGACUACUGGAAGCCUAGCACCUUUGGUGGAGAAGUAGGCUUUAAAAUCAUCAACACUGCCUCAAUCCAGUCUCUCAUCUGCAAUAACGUGAAGGGCUGUCCAUUCACUGCAUUCUCUGUUCAAGACGGACAACUCACCAAAACAGUCACCAUUAAUGCAAGCUCUUCGCACUCCGGUCUAGAUGACAUCAAUCCCACAGUCCUACUGAAAGAACGGUCAACUGAACUAUAGAAGCCUGUUAAUCCUAUUUAUUUAUUUAUAUGGACGAUUCCUUUUAACUUAAUUAUUUAAUAUUUAUGUUAAACUCCUUAUGUUACUUAACAUCUGUUAAGGAGAAAGGGGUCAUACUUGUGAAGAUUUUCAUGUCACUAUUUUAAAGAUGUCUUCGGGUUAAAGAGGAAAAGUUUUCUGUUUUAUAAAUGAGUUUGACAUCCUUUUACUUGAAUUUCAGUUUAUAUUAUUAUUAUGAACAAAAGCGAAGAUGUUGGAUAUUUAAAUGCUGUUCCAGGAUGACAAAAUGCUGCAAGUUUUUUUCGACACUAUCGGGAUUUCUAGUGUAUCUUCCCUGGUGCAUUAGAAGCAACUACCUGCACACUUUCUUUUCUUCUGUUAGCCACUGUGCUGGUAGAAACUCUCUUCUGAUCAGUUUACUUUCUUGUUUCCUUGAUUUUUAAGAUCUGAGUAUACCUUUCUUUGGACUCUGUCUAUACUUUCUUACCUGAACUUGUGUAAGUUUUCAGGAAAACCUCAACUCAGGACUACUAGUAAUUUAGCUCCUCUUAAGAGGAAUGAAAGGAAAAAAAAAAAACAGCCCUUAAAGGACUCUAUACACAACAGUAUACACUUAUUUUAAGUGAAAGGCAGCGAUCUUUUUGUAAAUUUUAAAUUGUAACAGAAGGCUUCAAUGAGGCUAAUGACUGACAAAGAACUGUAGGGGGUUCUUGAUGGAAGGAAGUCGUAUUUCUAUUAAGAAUAUCCUUUCUCAUUUAAAAGCAAAGUCAAAUUCUGAAUAGUUCCCGGGAAGAUAAUGUUUCUUUUCCACAUCUCAUUGUCAGCUGACAUUUGCUGGUACUGUAUACUUAAUUUAUUGAGGAUUAUUAUUUGUUUUGUUAGGAUGUUAUUAUAAACUAGGUUUAAGCUGCAAUCAUUUUUUUUUUUUUUGCAUUAUGUGAGAAUCAGUAUAUCUUCUUUGAGAUUAACUCUGAAUUAUUAUGUAAACACUAAGAGAAAUUAUUUGAGAUCUGUGAGUAAAUUUUCAGGAACCCAACUCUGGUAUAUUGAAAUAUGGCAAGUUGGAAUUGAAAUAUAGAUUUCCCUAUAUACCAGCCCACAGAGAACACUGUGUCUCAUUAACCUGCAUGUACCAUAAGAUCUUUACAGUUUUGAGGGACCUAUGGAUCCUUCAUUAAGUCAUUCAGCUAUAACUUAUUGAGGACACAGGUGCAAAUAUCACUGUGGGUUUUAAUAUUUUUUGUGGAUUCUAAUAUUUUUAAAUCAUGCACUGAUUACAGAUAACAUCAGUAUUUGUAAAUGAGAAAGCAUGUCUUUAGGUAGAGAAAGAAAAUGAAAUUUUAUUAAAGGAAAUAACUCAGGGGAAUUUUUAAGAUUUUAUGUUUAAAAAGUUAAGAAAUAGUCAAUAUUAGAAGGGCUUAUGUAAAAACUUCACUGAAAGAAAUUUUGUUAUUAAUAUCAAUGCCGACUGAAUUCGGAGUAUAAUAUAUGAAUGUUUUGGUGCCUCAGACAAAUGUGUAUUUAAAUUAACUUAUGUAAGAUGUAAGUGUUAACAAAUGCCUGUUUAUUUUUAUACUAUCUAAGAAUGAAAAAUCUCUUCUAAAAUAAAUUUUUGACUGUUUCCAUA
Molecule: messenger RNA, 3469 nt
Organism: Canis lupus familiaris (dog)
Lineage: Eukaryota; Metazoa; Chordata; Mammalia; Carnivora; Canidae
Gene: PTGS2
Product: prostaglandin-endoperoxide synthase 2
Biological process (GO): response to oxidative stress; cyclooxygenase pathway
Cellular component (GO): neuron projection; cytoplasm
Molecular function (GO): peroxidase activity; prostaglandin-endoperoxide synthase activity; heme binding
Source: RefSeq, marked provisional